CGACAUAAAGAAGAAGAAGUGGAAGGUCAUAACCGCGAAAACGGUUAAACAAACCCGUUAAAAUGCGCGAAAAUUCAUGGGGCCGCUCUGCAACGCACUCGCCAAACAUUCGUCGGUCAUCGGGAGGCUGUUUAGUAAAAAACCGGACCGCGUCGCCAUGAAAUAUCUCAACGUCGCGGAAAAGAACGACGCCGCGAAGAACAUUGCCGCUAUACUAUCGAGAGGGAACUCGAACCGGCGGGAAGGCCUGUCACCUUACAACAAGAUCUACGAGUUCCGCGCGGAUGUUUUCGGCGAAAACUGCGAGAUGGUGAUGACGUCAGUCUCGGGGCACCUCCUGAACUACGAGUUUCCCGCGUCGCACCGCAACUGGCAGAGUUGUAAUCCGCUCGUUUUGUUCGAUGCUCCGGUGGUAAAGACUUGCACCGGCAACUACGAAAAUAUUAAGAAAACGCUCGAACGGGAAAUCAGAUCGUGCGGCGGCCUGAUCGUGUGGACCGAUUGCGACAGAGAGGGGGAAAACAUCGGCUUCGAAAUUAUCAAAGUGUGCACCGACGUGAGGCCCGGUUUGCGGAUAUACAGGGCGAAGUUUUCCGAGAUUACGGGGGCGUCGGUGUUUCGCGCGCUCGCCACUCUCGGACGGCCCGACAAGAACGUCAGCGACGCGGUCGACGUGCGCCAGGAGCUCGACUUGAGGACGGGUGCGGCGUUCACGCGGCUGCAGACGCUGCGGCUGCAGCAGGCGUUCCCGCAAAAACUCGCCGAAAAGUUGAUCAGUUACGGGUCGUGUCAGUUCCCGACGCUGGGAUUCGUCGUCGAACGGUACCAGGCCAUCGAGAGUUUCGUGCCGGAACAGUUUUGGAAAAUAAAAAUGAAUCACACACGAAACGAUCUAACGACCGAGUUUACGUGGAAACGCGAGAGGCUCUUCGACGAACGGUCCUGCCGAGCGAUUCUCGAUCAUUGCUUGGAAAAUCCCCGAGCGGUCGUGGAAAGCGUGGACGGUAGGCCCAAGAGUAAAUGGCGUCCUUUACCGUUGGACACGGUGGAAAUGGAAAAAAACGUAUCGAAAAAGCUGCGGAUAAACGCCAAAGAGACGAUGAGAAUCGCCGAAAAGCUCUACACCCAGGGUUUCAUCAGUUACCCCCGCACGGAGACGAAUAUAUUCCCGAAGGAGCUGAACCUCGACAAUUUGGUCGAGCAGCAACGCGCCGACCCACAAUGGGGCCCGUUCGCGCAGAGGGUGAUCGCCGAGGGCGGAGCCCGACCCCGCCAGGGCAAAAAGUCCGACCAGGCCCAUCCUCCGAUACACCCGACCAAGUACGCCGGAGGUCUCGCGGGCAACGAGAAAAAGGUCUACGAGUACAUAGUGAGGCAUUUUUUGGCGUGCGUGCACAAGGACGCCCAAGGUUUCGAGACUACCGUCGACGUCGAGCUCGCCGGCGAGAAGUUCACCGCCAAAGGUCUGAUCGUAUUGGAACGGAACUACCUGGACGUGUACGUUUAUGAAAAGUGGAACGCGAAAGAGAUAAACGAGUACCGGAACGGGCAAACAUUCGAGCCGAGCGUACUCGAAAUGGCCGGCGGUUCGACCACGCCCCCUAAACUGCUGACCGAGGCGGAUCUGAUCGCGCUGAUGGAGAAGCACGGCAUCGGUACCGACGCCACCCACGCUGACCAUAUCGACACGAUCAAGUCGAGGGAGUACGUCGGACUGCGCGACAUCUACUUCGUUCCCGGCAACUUGGGCAUGGGCUUGGUGGAAGGGUACAACAAAAUCGGGCUCGAGGUGUCGCUGGCCAAACCGACGCUCCGCGCCGAGUUCGAGAACGACCUGAAGCUUAUAUGCGAAGGCGCGAAGGGGGCGGAGACGGUGCGGCGCGAGCAGAUCGCCAAAUACAGGGCGGUGUUUCGGACGGUGGCGGAAAAGAUGCGCCUGAUCGAUGAUUCCCUGUCCGAGAGGCUGGACGAUAGACCGGUGCCGGUCAGGGCAGGCCCGGUCGACGAGCCGACCACGCUCCCGGUCGUUUUCCCCUGCCCCAAGUGCGGUAACGACAUGUGCCUGAGGAACAAGAAGAACGCCCCCGGCCAUUUCUUGGGCUGUGCCGCCUAUCCCGGGUGCAAGAACGCGCUAUGGCUACCGAGUAUCGUAGGCAAGGCAGAGCUAUCGGGCGAAAGCUGUCCGGAGUGCGGACCGGACUACAAAACGCUGAAGGUGACGUUCGUGGACAAUCCUUUCCCGGGAUACCCGAACUCUGGGGUGGUAUGCGUCGGCGGUUGCGACCCGGACGUGAUCGAAGCCCUCGGCAUCGACCUGAGCGCCGUGAGGAGGGCAGCGGAGACCCGGGGCUUGGCGCCACGCCCCUUACCUCGCCACAACGCCCCAGAGGGCGCCGACGACGUAAGGAUCCCGGCGCCACGCCCCUUACCUCGCCGCAACGCCCCAGAGAGCGCCGACGACGUGAUGUGCGCGUGCAACGAAAAGGCGAUCGAGUUAACUGUUAGAAAGGAUGGGCCUAAUAAAGGCAAAAAGUUCCACAAGUGCGCGUCGCAGACCUGUAACUUUUUCCUGUGGUCCGCGGAGGGCGGGACGAUGGGUUCGGCGACAUCACCCGCCGCUAGGCCUGCGCCGCCAUCUGGCGACGAGCCGAGGUGCAACUGCGGGUUGGCGGCGGUCGCGAGGACCGUGCAGAAAGAGGGCCCCAAUAGAGGCCGCAGGUUCUACUGCUGCUCCAAGCCGGUCAACGAGCAGUGCCAAUUCUUCCAAUGGGCGGACGAGCCACGACCGGCUGGCGGCGGCGGCGGCGACGACGGGUGGGGAGGAGGUGGCGAGCCAGGAGCGAACUGGAGUUUCAGGGGAAAGGCGCGCCGGGGGAGGGGAUCCUCGAAUGCGACCGGGCGAUCGCAGCCCUACAACGCCGGUUCGACAGCGGUCAGGCGGCCCCGCAAGUGCGGCAAGUGCGGGCAAGAGGGUCACACGAAAAACAAAUGCCCCCGGUAGCAGAGAAGGCGCGUUUUUUCCAAUCUCCAUUGUAAUUAUUUCCUUUUUCUUGUAAAACAAAAGAUACCGCCAGCGUUUUUUUUUAUUCCCGAUACUAAAAAAAACCA
Cylas formicarius (sweet potato weevil) is the source of this 3108-nucleotide messenger RNA. RefSeq names its product DNA topoisomerase 3-alpha. Gene Ontology annotation, molecular function: DNA topoisomerase type I (single strand cut, ATP-independent) activity; DNA binding; zinc ion binding. Bases 77 to 3001 code for a protein of 974 amino acids. Gene Ontology annotation, cellular component: chromosome; nucleus. The transcript is spliced from 13 exons. Lineage: Eukaryota; Metazoa; Arthropoda; Insecta; Coleoptera; Brentidae. The record is from RefSeq and is a predicted model, not a curated record. Gene Ontology annotation, biological process: DNA topological change.